Melanotaenia boesemani (Boeseman's rainbowfish) is the source of this 1450-nucleotide messenger RNA. RefSeq names its product aldo-keto reductase family 1, member A1b (aldehyde reductase) (gene akr1a1b). The record is from RefSeq and is a predicted model, not a curated record. Gene Ontology annotation, molecular function: aldose reductase (NADPH) activity. Gene Ontology annotation, biological process: aldehyde catabolic process. The transcript has 9 exons. Lineage: Eukaryota; Metazoa; Chordata; Actinopteri; Atheriniformes; Melanotaeniidae. Bases 156 to 1130 code for a protein of 324 amino acids. Gene Ontology annotation, cellular component: cytosol.
AGCAUCAUACCGGAAACGGAAAUGUCAGCUAACUUCGGUGGUGUUUUUGAACCUUUAAUAAACAGCGUUUGUCCUGCAGGCUGGUUGUUCUCUGACGGACUGACAGCCGGUGGUUUUUGUCAACUUGAAGUCCUCUGUGGGUGCUGUGGAAAAGAAUGAAUGACUUUGCAGUUCUCAACACAGGGCGCAAAAUGCCCUUCCUUGGAUUGGGAACGUGGAAAAGUGAACCAGGAAAGGUGAAGAAAGCAGUCAUGUGGGCGUUGGAGGCUGGAUACCGUCAUAUCGACUGUGCAGCCAUCUAUGGAAAUGAGGUUGAGAUCGGAGAAGCCCUGCAGGAGACACUCGGCCCUGACAAGCCCCUGAGGCGGGAGGACGUGUUCAUCACAUCCAAGCUGUGGAAUACCCACCAUCACCCGGACGAUGUAGAGCCAGCGCUCCUGAAGACGCUGAGGGACCUGAAGCUGGAGUAUCUGGACCUGUACCUCAUCCACUGGCCACAUGCCUUUCAGCGAGGAGACAACGCUUUCCCCAAACAUGAGGAUGGAAGCUUGCUGUACGACUACACCGACUACAAGCUGACCUGGGCUGCCAUGGAGAAGCUGGUGGAGAAGGGUCUCGUUCGAUCCAUCGGCCUGUCCAACUUCAACAGCCGGCAGAUCGAUGAUAUCCUGGCCGUCGCCAAUAUCAAACCCACCGUCCUUCAGGUAGAGAGCCACCCCUACCUGGCCCAGGAGGAGCUGCUGACCCACUGUCGGGAUCGGGGUCUGGUGAUGACGGCGUACAGUCCUCUGGGAUCUCCUGACCGGGCCUGGAAAGAUCCGGAUGAACCCGUCCUGCUACAGGAACCCGUUAUCGGCUUGCUGGCAGAAAAGUAUAAGAAGUCUGUGGCUCAGAUUAUCCUGCGGUGGCAGAUUCAACGAGGUGUGGUAACAAUCCCUAAGAGUGUGACAGAGUGUCGCAUCAAGGAGAACAUUCAGGUGUUUGACUUCACCCUGGAAGCAGAGGAAGUGAAAAGCAUCACAGCUCUGAACAGAGGCUGGCGCUACAUCGUUCCAAUGAUCGAGGUGGAAGGACGACGUGUCCCCAGGGAUGCCGGUCAUCCUCACUACCCCUUCAAUGACCCGUACUGACCACCUGGACCUGCAGCCUGAAUCUGUGCCUUUAAACCCAGAACGACGACGUCUCCCUCACACACCAGAGUCCGGCUGAAUCCUGCCGUCACAGUUUGGCUUUAGUUUGUCAGAUUCUGAACAUCUGUGGCUGCAUGCGCGGCAUUUUUUUAAAUAAACCUUUUCUUACGUCCCGUUGAACUGUUUUUAUUUUACCAGCUGAAGACCAGUUCAGCUUCAUUGUACGUGGUUAAAACUUGAUUUUUACCAACAAUGUGAAGGAAGCCGGCUUCAUGUUUGUAAAGAAAAGCCAAGGAAAUAAAGAUUUCAUAUGAAACAUU